Molecule: messenger RNA, 6066 nt
Organism: Trematomus bernacchii (emerald rockcod)
Lineage: Eukaryota; Metazoa; Chordata; Actinopteri; Perciformes; Nototheniidae
Gene: ippk
Product: inositol 1,3,4,5,6-pentakisphosphate 2-kinase
Exons: 14
Coding region: 128-1630 (500 amino acids)
Biological process (GO): inositol phosphate biosynthetic process
Cellular component (GO): nucleus
Molecular function (GO): inositol-1,3,4,5,6-pentakisphosphate 2-kinase activity; ATP binding
Source: RefSeq, a predicted model, not a curated record
GUAAGUCUGUGGUACUUCAGAGUUAUUGCUAGCAGACUAGUGCCAGUUGGACAACUUGUAUGUGUCCGUGCAGUCGUGUGUAACUUUCUGGCCGUUAACGGGAGCUCUAGUUGUCGUGGUUGGUGUGAUGGAAUUGGACAAGAUGGACGAGAACGAGUGGAGGUAUCACGGCGAGGGGAACAAGAGCCUGGUGGUCUCACACGUACAGCUUUCCAUAGUUCUCCGCCUGCUCAAGUAUCCAGCCGAGGACUCAGAAAACCCACCACAGACGGUGGAGCAGGCCUUCAGGCAGGUGCAGAACAUUGUUGACUUCAGCUCCAACGUGAUGAGCUGCCUGCUGGGAGAGAAGUUCGUCCACAGCGGGGAAGUGGUCAAACUGCCACUAGAGUUUGUUCGACAGCUGUCAAUCAAAGUUCAACAUCAAAGACCAGCGUGGCGCUGUGAUAAGGUGAUGGACAUCUACAGCGGCUGUGCCCUCUGUCUGCCCAACCUGACCUCUCCAACCCUCCACCAGCCAACACACACUCCUACACUCUGCAUCGAGAUCAAGCCUAAAUGUGGUUUCCUGCCGUACUCCAAACAUGUCAGCCAAGAUAUCAAGACCAAAGUGUGCCGCUUCUGCAUGCACCAACACUACAAGGUGGCCAUGGGGACGUGGAAGAGACGCAGUCGGUACUGUCCUCUUGAUCUGUUCUCAGGGAACAGACAGAGAAUGCACUUUGCCAUCAGACAACUGAUAGACGAACCUCAGAACAACUUGAAAAUCUUCAAGGGGGGUCGGUGUAUAUUCAGCAGUAUGGAUGGCAUUGAAGACUCGAUGGACCUGAACUCUCUGCUGCAUCAUCUCAGACCGUACUUCCAGUACGGAAACAACCGAAUCAACAGUCACAUGACCAGCAAAGCUCUCCUGACCGACUUCAUCCAGGUCGUGGUGAACGCCCUGCUGAGUGCUGGAGGAGGAGAUGGAGGCGUGGGGACGGACAGACGAGGAGAAGGACGGAGCAUCUGUGAAGCGAGUCUGUUCAACAAGGAGAGGACUCGCCACGGCUCUCAGGGUUCACCCAGCGACAGUGUUUUGUACAGAGUUCGUCAGACGCAGAUGUUGGACACUUUGGACAUCGAAGGUCUUUACCCUCUGUACCGCCGCGUGGAGCAGCACCUGCAGGACUUCCCCAAGGAGAGAACUCGUCUUCAGAUGGACGGGCCGUACAACGAGGCCUUCCUGGAGAAGCUGCAUAAAUGUCCCAGUGAGGACGACGGCUCUCUGGAGUACGCCGUCUCCAAGGUUCAUCAGUACCGAGUUGCCAUGACAGCCAAGGACAGCCAAAUCAUGGUUGCCCUGGUGCCCAGCUGUGAGGAAGAAGAGGAAGAUGAAGGUCUCCCCGGUCAGAGGCAGCACAGGGACUUCCUCUCCUCCAGACCUCCCGCCUUCUCUUACGCCGUCUCCAUCUUGGAUCUGGACCCCAAGCCGUUCGACAACAUCCCCCGCCAGCUGCGCCUGGACCAGAAUAUCGUCUCCUGCUACCUGAGGAGUAGCUGUGCCUUGCCAAAGGGCGCUCUGCCCUCGCACUCUGGCAUCUUCACUGCUGCAGAGAGGGAGGACUGCACGCUGCUCUUCCACCCCGUGUGAACGCCCGAUAAAAGACAGACGACCCUGAAGACUAACUGACGCUGCUGCUUCACACGGAGACGCCAUGUUGAUGCAGAGGUCUGAAAUCACUUUAGACCACAGCUGUUUAUCUGGAAAACUUUACUGCAACACUUUCUCUUUACUCAGCUCAUGUUAAGCAACAUUGUAAUCUCCAGGAAGUCACCACUAACUCGCCAAACAGUUUAAGCGACUUCCGGAUAUUUCUGUUACUGAUUCUGGAGUUUUUUUCUCCAGAAACUUCUGGAUCCUGUCAGGAGGGGAAUCUGAAAUGUCUCUGUUCUGUCAUGAUUCAUAUUUAUUAGAAAACUUACAGGGGGCUUCGUUUUUUCCGCUUUGGUGACAAAGGGUUCGGAUCAGCCUCCUGACAGCGCUUUUACAGUUGUCAUGAGAACAACAUGAUAGUUUACGUUCCCCAUGGCAACACUCUGAGAGAGAAAGAAGAGGAGAGUUAAAGCGAUGGAGAGCAAAUCAGGUAGUUGACGUACGUAUGAUGUCAUUUCCUGAAUGUAGGCGGGGCCUCUGGUAGAGGCAGAGCCAAUAUGAAUGUCCAGGUUGAACUGUAGCAUCACAAAGUGCUGCAGGGAUGACGUAUUUUUUUAGGCCAACCCAGAAGUUAACAAUUGCAUGGUUCCCUCGUCAAAAGGCCAAUAGGAUGUUUCCAUUGGCUUUUUUUAUAUUAUUGCACAAAAUAAGCUAUGUGGUUAAAAAUGUUAAGUUCAGCAGGAUAACCUUCACAAAUGUGCACCAAUUUAUGAAUUCUUAAAGAAAAAUGCAAUCGGCAGACGUUUACCGUUUUAACACAAGCCUUAACCCUUGGUGUGAUAAAUCAAGUACAAACACCAUCUCUAGUCCCAUUGAGCCACUUUUUAGCAACCGCUUUUUUUUUUUUAUAGGACGGGUAAAAUCGCAGAUACUCACCAGUGAAGUAUUCAUUUACACAUCCAAUGUUGAUGAACAAAAAGUGUAAAUCUCUUAAACUCUUAACCACAGACCUUAUUUUGGGCAUCAGACCUAAACCUAUUCAUCAAAUCCAUUGACUUUAAGAUGAGGGAACCAGCAACUCACUUCCUGGUUUUCAGAUUCAUUACUGUUGCUCCAUGGUAACAGAAGCACUGGUUACCAUGGCUACAGCCACAGAGGAAGCGGCUAAGAGGUUUCAGUCCUGAGCUGGACUCCAUAAAAGUUUUCAGUCAAACUCCUCUCUCCGACCCCCCUUUUUAUUGGAGAGGUGAUGCAUUAACUGGCUGUAUUGAAACCUUCAUGAAGCCGGUGGGAGGAGGAGCGUCACCUCCAUGUUUGUUGUUUUCCUUUGACUCCUUUUGUUGGCGGCUAGCUAAUAUGUUCUUUAAUCACGCAUUUGUGCCGCAAUGUUUUGGGAGUUGAGUGUCAUUAAAGGGUCAGUUCACCCAAAUGUAAUCACAACUUGGGUGAAAUCAGUUUUAGUUGUAUUUGUCCAGGAGAUUUCCCCCUUUACUGCAAAAGAAUGAAGAUUAUGAUUCUCACAGCUUUUUAUGAAUCACUUAAUCAGUGUCAUUGAUAAUCUUAGGGAUGAUACUGGAGACAGUUUUGACACACUAACAUGAUUAAUCCGAAGGAAAAUAGUUUGAAUAAAACUAGAACACAGUUUCGUUUUGUGGUGAAGGCCGAAAUCUUAAUCUCAUAUUUGAACCUGGACAAAUAAAAAAACACUCUGCAUGGAGAGAAGAGAGAAAACACUCUUUAUAAGGUACACCUGUACGAUAUACAGCUAUAUCAGCCCUGUUAUACAUUAUACUUUUAUGAAACCUAAUGGUUAUUCUUUGAGGUUAAACGGCUGUAUUUUUCAUGAGAGCUGCAAUGAUAAGUUUGAUUGAUACAUUCGUUGGUAAAUUCGUUUUUUACAUCCAAAAUGCAGUAAGAGCCGAUCACGUGGUGAUUUUCUGGUUUAUAUUUAAGUGAAUAUAUUUCAAACUUUUCCCUGAAAAACAUGGCAUUUAAAGAGAUCACCUUCACAUUUUAAGAAAGUUGGAUAUUUCUCACCAUUUUCUCACCUUUUAUAGAGACCAAAUUUGGCAGAUUAAUAGAUAAUGGUAACAAUCAUUAGCUGUAGUCUUUUAUUUGAGUGUACAUAUUGAAUUCAUUUGGGUAAACUGACCUCUGACCUCCCAGCUCUUGUACUGUUCUUCAAACGAAGAUGUUUGUGUCCAGCUGCCGUUUUGAUCCGCUUUGACUUUAAACCUCUUUUUGUGUUUGAGAAAAAGCACAUUAUUUUUUAACUCUUUGUUGGAAAAAAACCCAGCAAAUAAGUAAUUUGUCUAACACUCCUGUGUUUAGUUACCUGGUGAUGUAGCUUUGCGAAGGUACGGUUGCAUUACACUUCUGUGCUGCGGAUAUUUCCAUCAUCUCUUAUUCACAAUUUGAGCAGAAAUGAUAACCACAAAUGUGCUAUUUGGGUGCAGACUGACCGGUCAGAAUUCACCGUUUGCCCUGUGCGCUGACAGCGGGCCAAUCAGAAACACGAAUGCAAUGUGACCGUACGCUUGCAGAGCAGGAAGUGGAGCAGAGGACGGUAACGCUGCUGGCUAACACAGUUUCCUUCACGCUGCUGCUCUGCUGGUUUUUGUGCCAUAAGUGGCUUGUUGUGCGUUCGUCCAUGUGCCUAAAUGUUCUGGUAGGACUGGAGUGGGGGGGGGAUGGUGCUGGUGGUGUGUGUGUGUGUGUGUGUGUGUCUUUGUUACAGGCUGCGUCCACACAUAGCGAAACAAAUCUGUGUUAGUUUGUUCACACUGACAUAAGAUCAGUUCUGCUGUGGACGCAGCCGUGGACUCUCAGUACCUCAAACUCCUGACGACCCGAAACCAAGCUCAACAGGGUCGUCUGAUGUUUGCAAAAUGAUGCGUUCAGGGGCGCUGGGAGGUUUCUGAGGGCGUGUUGAUGACUUCACGGGGAGAUGAGACUUAAGCGGCUGAGUGCUGAUGUUUGUGUUCAGAUUAUCUCAGGUCUUUUGUCUCCUGGUGAUGUCACCGCCCUCUCCAACCAGCAGCGCUCAGGGAGGCUUGAAAAUAAACUGGUAACACUUGACUUCAGUUCCUAGUUACAGGGUCCACUCUCCAACGCCUCCAUCAGCCAAUCACACAUCUGAAACAAAUCGCACUACAAGACUGAAACUUCAGACGGAAGAAAAACACUCCACCCUUUUAACAUCACUCUGACAUGGAGCAGAAAUUCAGUUUAAUCCAGACACUAAAAGGGUUUAAAAUGGAUGUCAUUCAGAGUUGCCUUCAACACUUCUUUUUCUAGACGCUUUGAUUUUUAACCAAUCACAUAACCCCUUAUUGUUUGACACCUCCGAUGGUUGUCGGAGGAGUUUACGUUGGAGAGUGGACCGCAGUGAACUGAACCAACCACUGAUCGUUCCAACUGUUGAACUGAAGACGCAACAGGCAGCAUGACGGGAACGCAGAGGCUCAUGGGAGUUAAGAGUGAGGAGGGCGGGAUGUUUCUCGAAAUGAAACUUGAUGCUAUUUUGAUUGGAUUCAUUUUGAAACUUCAAAACUGUAUAACAAAUAUACAAACUUUAUGCCAAAGCAUCUGAUCACAACAGAUAAUUGUUAUGAUCUCGUCAGUGUGAUUGUGAGGAAAAAGGAGCCACAGUUUGUGUCUCUUACCAGCCAACGACUAUAGAGUGUCCCCGACUAUAGAUUGCCAACCAUUUUCAUAAUCGAUUAAUGCAAAAAAAUCUAACUCAAAUAUAGAGUUCCUAUUUUAUAUCAUAUUAAACUGAUAUAUUAUUGCUUUGUUAAAACAAGAAAAACAUCUUAGGUUUUGAGAAACAGGGACAGAAUAGUUGUUUACAUCUUCUGACAUUGACCAAACAAUCUAGAAAAUAAUUAGCAAAUAUGACUGACAGGUUGGGUAGGUCAGAAUUAUUUAGUUUGAUGUUUCAGAACUUUGAGAUAAAAGGUUUUUAAUUUGUGAACUGUAAUUAUAAUUUCAGUUUCCGUAGCAUAAAUAUAGACUUAUCAAUUUCAGCAACCAUAUUAAGUGUGCUUCAGAACCCUCAACUAUGCUUCAAAUCUCUUCUGUCAGGAACAACAAUGCCAAGAUACCAAACAGACACAAACUGGGGCUCGAGAGCGUAGAGCUGCUAUAUUGCAGAAUAUUUUCCUUCUUAGAUUACUGAAGAGUUUUUGAUGCAGGUGAGCUGCCGUGUGAUUGGCCGGCUGCCUCCGCCUGCUGCCUGAGCGUCGCCUGAGCGUCGCCUGCAGACUCAUCACCGCACUGUGAUACUUACAGACUUCUAAUAACUGCGUGUGUGUGUGUGUGUGUGUGUGUGUAAAUAGCUGAGAGAAGAAAAACUAUUUGAAAAUACAAAGGCACCACGGCUGUCUUGCAUUUUGUAUUUAAAUUAUUUAUUUUUGUAGAUUUUGACCAAU